Messenger RNA from Stylophora pistillata, 2286 nucleotides. RefSeq names its product orexin receptor type 2-like. Gene Ontology annotation, molecular function: G protein-coupled receptor activity. Gene Ontology annotation, biological process: G protein-coupled receptor signaling pathway. NCBI's taxonomy places the organism in Eukaryota, Metazoa, Cnidaria, Anthozoa, Scleractinia, Pocilloporidae. The record is from RefSeq and is a predicted model, not a curated record. Gene Ontology annotation, cellular component: plasma membrane.
AAACCGCUGCGGUAAUCCUUCAUUAAUAGUUGGUUUGCAACGAAUCUCUAGAGACACAGAUAACAAUAGUUAAAGGAACAAAUGCAGGUGGACGAACAAAAGAAGCUUAUGAGAUAACAAUUGUUUACGUCCACCAACAUGGCGGCAAUCACGUAUACGUGCAAAUCACCUAGAUAUCGUAUGCUGACCUCAAAACCGGGUGAAUUACGUGAACAAAAUAUCCGUUACAUCUCAGACACGAGUCAGUUAGAAUGAUAACCUUUAAGCUUUCAAGAUAAGUUAUUUAACGGACAGAAUCUGUUCAAUGUUGGUCACUAUUUAGAGCUCAUCGAACGACCUUGGAAUCAAAUAUGGAAUUGGGUUUCACCUUGGCGUAUGCUGUUACUAUGAUCGUUGCUAUGCAAGGAAACAUAUUGCUUAUUUACAUCGUCUGGAAGAAACGCGAGACUAGAACUUUGACGAGUUUCUUGUUCGUCAAUAUGGCGGUAGCUGAUUUACUGGUGACAGUAUUUCAUAUGCCCGUCUCCAUGGCGCACUUUUACGUCACUGGAUUUACUGGUACGUUCGGGAAUAUAUUCUGCCGUUUGCUAUUCUAUCUUGAAGAUGUAUGUACAGCAGCCUCGAUCUUCAGUCUUAUCGUGAUGGCAUUUGAUCGAUAUUUUGCUGUUGUAUACCCUUUGAAACGAAUGAUUUGGUUCCGGAGAGCCAAACAUAUUCUACCAGUCAUUUGGAUCGCAUCCUGGACCUUCAUGGCCGUCACACCAUUUUCUUACAUGGCAAAUGAUAGCAAUGGAAAAUGCUCCUAUACAAAUGAACAUAUCCCAAGGGUCGCCUUUUGGACUUACCUGUUGGUAAUCAACUACAUAUUGCCUCUUACCAUUAUCUGUUUCCUGUAUAUCACAAUUGCGCGAAAGAUAUGGUUCCACGAGAUUCCCGGGCAAGUUGAAACUUCCAGAGUCCAGCCAGAUGGGCAGAUUCCCACGAAAAAAGUUCUUCGAACGCUCAUCAUUGUUGUGGUGGUUUUUGCGGUCUGUUGGUUACCCUUGCAAGUGUUCCGAAUGGACUUUGCAGCGACGGGUAAAGUAUCUUGGCAGCCCGUAGCCAUCUACUUUAUUUCUUGGCUCGGUCAAGCUAACAGUGCCAUAAACCCCUGGCUGUACAUCAGUCUAAAUGGUAAAAUGAAUUCAGCUUUUAAGAGGAUGAUCCGAUGCCACGGACAGAGUAACACUUUGUCAUUCAGAUCAUCCACUACGACGAUGCGUUCAAACACGGCUGUUAGCACAGUAUGAAAUCCUUCAGCGGCCCCUAGUUGACCUGUUUAUAACACUGUAAAUGACAAGUUCUUUUAGAAAGACUGCAGACUUGAAUGCACGUACUUCAUCCAAAGAUUAGACGACGCAAAGGGGAAAGUGUGUAAGGAUCAGUAGUCGAGGGCAAUGACAUCAACUGAGUGCCGCGCCUCGGCUGUUUCGGCUUGAUAUUUAAAAUAUUACAUUUCCGUGCUCAUAUCGGGAAUGAUGUACUAUAUAAGGUUUGAAUGCAAAUAGAAACGUCAAUGAUAUCCUAUAUAGGAACUGAAUAUAAAUAGAGUAUAAUUCGUUUACUUCGAUAUAAUGAGGAAAAACUUUAACUGACUGACUGCCACUCUAUCAAAAUUUUCUUUUUGAAACAUGAUACCACCGUUCUCUCACGGCAUUCAACGUAACGUGUUUACUUUCUUUUAUUUUCCAUAUUGUCAAUAGCGUUUUAGCCUCUAAUUGAGAACCCAUGACUUAAUGUACGAUAGCAUACAUGUUUUCAUCGUGUAGUUAAAAAGCCACAGAAAGCGCUUUAAUCGGGACCAAACUGGCAUCAACUGCCUGUAAGAGGGCGCUGUCAUCUAGUGAGGUUACUGUGUACAUUUAGAUCCGUAAAAUUAAGACAAAUAAUGUUUUGUUCAAAUUAAGGCCUAGUUUUCUUCUGUAAAAUUUCGCGAGUGCUGUUUACCUGAAACUUUAAUUUGCAAUAUGAAAAAAAUAUUUGUGCGUCAAAGGUGUUCACAAUAAAUAAUGUUGUGAUAAAAGCCUAGUCAGAUGAUUGGAAUACCGCUGACAUCUUCGUCGUAGCGAUAAAGGCCAAUUUUCUGCUUUUCAAACAGUAGUGCGUGUUUAGCAGAAAAAUAUUUUUUAAAUAAGUGCAUACGUUUCAGUGGGUGCUGUUUUUAAUAUUUUUGAAUUCGUGACUGCUGUUCACCGGUGUAAAACAACUUCAUUUCACUAAAAAUGUAAAAGUAAAUAAAAAUGUGAU